AUGCCCGGGGUGGACGGGAAGAUAGUCUCAGAUCACCGCCAACAACUAGGUAUCCCGCUCCGAUUCCCGUGGAUCGUGGACGACAACACUCCAAGCCCGGAGAGACGUUGCCUCUUCGGACAAAGCGGCCAAUCUAACAAAUCGACGGCCUCGAGACUGGAAGCCCGCCGGCCCCAAUGUCUCGGUGCUGUCGUUCAUGCCCCCGCCCACACUGCCCGUCCGCCGUUCUCUUCUGUUGGUAGACUGCUAAUACCAAAGGGCCCUGGCUCUUCUCGCCACAUCGCUGUCAGCAAUGGGACGGUCGAGACUCGGUCCCGCCUCGUGUGGACCACGUUAGUCCCUCGUGAGAAAACGCUUUCUCCGAAUGGCAUCCUCUUUCUCUGCUGCCAUGAGGGUCGUAAGCAUGGCUUUUACAACUUCCGCAUGCAGUUCAAAUGUGUCCUUCAUCCCCCUUCAAUACUGAUCAAAAGACCAUCACGGUUCCACAGACUAGAGAGGUCGAACGUAGGUCCGGACCCUGGAGAAUUCGGAACCCACUCCGACGUGCCGUGGAUUUGA
Molecule: messenger RNA, 558 nt
Organism: Colletotrichum paranaense
Lineage: Eukaryota; Fungi; Ascomycota; Sordariomycetes; Glomerellales; Glomerellaceae
Exons: 2
Coding region: 1-558 (185 amino acids)
Source: RefSeq, a predicted model, not a curated record